AUGGCGCCAUUACGGGUUGGCGACACGGUCAAUGUGCCAGGCGACAUGUACGGCACAGUCAAGUUCGUCGGACCGGUAGAUGGCAAGAAGGGGACAUUCGCAGGCGUCGAACUGGCACAAGAGUUUGCUUCAAGAGGGAAGAACAACGGUGAUGUCGAUGGGAAACACUACUUUCGCACCGCAAAUCCUCGUGGUGGCAUCUUUCUUCCUGUCGACAAAGCUGAGGCUAGACUGUCGGGCAGCAGCACUACGAGCAACAACAAUAAACCCGGUACCAGAGCGACAAGUGUGUCUGGUAGUCCCACCACUUCUGCCGUUUCUACUACUACUCGAUCCACGCCGCGCCCGAGCAUCAUCAAGCCCAGUUUCAGUCAGAGUGUAGGUCCGAGCCUGCAACAGCGCACCAUGAGCCCGACCGCAUUGAAGCCGUCACUGAGGAGGGACAGUCUAGCUAGGCCAACAAGUCCUGCGAGACAGCAGCGACCAACCAGUCCAUUAAGAAAAGCUCAACAGCCAUCUCAAUCCCAGACUCCUGCUGCCGGACGAUUGACCACACCUAAGACAAGACCUAGCAUAGGACUGGCACGUAGUACGAUGGGCGUCCCAGCUACCACUGCACCAAAGACCGGUCUACGAGCACCCAGUCAUACUAAUGGUGGGCCUAACAAGUUCAGCCAGAGUUUGAGACAGAGUACCAGCCAAACGCCUAGUAGAUUACGAGCUGCCCCUUCCGUACAGUCUUCUACUACACCACUUGGUCCUGACGACCGGUUCGACGAAGACGAUACCAUCCUGGAACAAAACGAACCCGAAACCACUCCCACCCCUUCUGCUAGAAACAUCGAUCGUGAAGUGGCUGCCAGUACCGAAAGAUUAACACAAGAAACACAAAGGUUGAGAGACGAAUUGUCGCAAAGAGAUAAGCAGCUUGCAGACCAGGCUAAGAGCAUCGCCGAUAUGGAGCGCAGUCUGUCCGAGUUGCAGAGUCUGAUCGACGAUCAACAGAACAUUCCACAAGACGAGUCGGAUCUGCCUAGCGACGUCCACACCUUGCGUGCCCAGCUGCGCGAGAACAACGAGAAAGUAAAACAGCUCUCGGCUGAGUUUGACAACAAUCGAGCAGAUUUCAGGAGCACCAUUGACACCCUCGAGAUGGCCAGCACAGAGACGGAAAGAGUCUACGAGCAGAGGGUCGAAGAUUUAUUACAGCAAGUUCAGCAUCUACAAGAACGCAAUGAGGAUGUCGAGAGUGUCGCGCAGCAGUUCAAACAGCUCGAGGAGCUUGUGCAGGAGCUUGAAGAGGGAUUGGAGGAGUCGAGAAGAGCCGAGGCCGAAGCAAGAUCUGAAGUCGAGUUCUUGAGGGGUGAGGUGGAACGUAGCAAGAGCGAGCUGAGACGAGAAAAGGAGCGUGCGGCCACUCAUGCUGCGCUGGAAGGCGGAGAUAAUGGCGGUCCUACCAUUGAAGAGCUUGAAGAGAUCCAAACCACUCUUCAGCAGAAAGAGGAUGAGAUUCGAGGACUCAAGACUAUCAUCCAAAGUUUGCAGGGCACGGCGCCACCACACCGCGACUCAUAUGGACCUGCCACACCAAAAGCUAAUGGUGUCAGUCAUGCAAAACAGAAACCAGCUGGCAACAAUUCCAUUUCUGAUGAUUCGAAUUCAGGUGAUGUUCUUCAGCGUCAGAUAAAUGAUCUGGAGUCUCUGCUGCAACAGAAAUCACACCAUGAAGUCGCUUUACAGGAAGAAGUUCGCCAACUGCGCAAUUCAGUCAACCUCAGCGGCAGCAAAGGCUAUUUCCCAGGAGGUGCUGCAGCAGCCUUAGGCCUCAGUCUUGGUCAUCGUAGAUCAGAUAGCCAGAACGAAAAGCACAAUAGUAGUGGUAGUCAACGAACUAUCGUUGGUCAACAAACUCCCGGCCACCAACGAAAGGACUCGACAAUACCAGACCUUUCUCGAGAUCACGAUGCUGAUAACCUUGGUGGUCGAAAUUCUCCAUUAAAGGACGCCUUUGGCAUCGAUACAGAAGGCUCGGAAGAAGCAAAUGAAGAGCGACGAAGGAGAAGUGCAGGAGCAUACAAAAAGCCGCAGGAAGCACCAUCAGUCUCUGAGACCUCAACCGCGGCAUUGUGGUGCGAGAUAUGCGAAGAACCUGGGCACGACAUCCUCAAUUGUGCAAACAUGAUGGGCUCAUCCACACAUCGAGAGCCAAGCCCUCAACCCGAGUUUCGCACUGGCAAAGACGCAGUCAGGGAAGGCUUGAGACGCUCGAAUAACAACUACCUCUCCGAAAAACCUGCUCCAUUAAGAAGAAGCAGUACACAUGACCCUCCACACCCACCACCGAAUGCCCCCUUACCAGCUCCGCCCACCUCCUAUGCCAACGGCAACGGCACUGGCAGCAACCGCUCCUCCGCCACCCCAGCUGGAUCCGCACAGACCACCUCAUCCACUACCGCCACCCCCACAAAAUAUGCCCUAAUCGAAGGCACCGGCGACCAAGCAGGCAUGAUAGCCGGUAAAACCAGCGGUAUCAUUGAUCCUAACAGAUGGUGCGCCCUCUGCGAGAAAGACGGCCACGAAAGUGUCGACUGUCCCAUCGAAGACGCGUUCUAG
Molecule: messenger RNA, 2613 nt
Organism: Lithohypha guttulata
Lineage: Eukaryota; Fungi; Ascomycota; Eurotiomycetes; Chaetothyriales; Trichomeriaceae
Exons: 1
Coding region: 1-2613 (870 amino acids)
Biological process (GO): cytoplasmic microtubule organization
Cellular component (GO): microtubule plus-end; nucleus; cytoplasm
Molecular function (GO): microtubule plus-end binding
Source: RefSeq, a predicted model, not a curated record